Molecule: messenger RNA, 1720 nt
Organism: Solea senegalensis (Senegalese sole)
Lineage: Eukaryota; Metazoa; Chordata; Actinopteri; Pleuronectiformes; Soleidae
Product: microfibril-associated glycoprotein 4-like
Exons: 5
Coding region: 62-766 (234 amino acids)
Biological process (GO): elastic fiber assembly
Source: RefSeq, a predicted model, not a curated record
GUACCAAAAGGCUUGGAGAUAAUUCUGAGGAUUACCCGUAAAUUACCACUUCAGGGGAAUAAUGGCUUUUAUUCUUUUACUCGCUCUGAUCCCAGCAGCCAUCUGCUCAACACAGCUUCCAGUCGACUGCAGUGACUUGUACAACAGAGGUUUUGGUCACAGUGGUGUGUACACCAUCUACCCAGCAGGACCAGUGUCACCUGUCCAGGUCUACUGUGACAUGGGCUGUGAUGAGGAAAGUGGUAAAUGGACUGUGAUUCAGAGUAGAAAAGAUGGCACCAUGAACUUUUAUCGUGGAUGGGACCAGUACACAACUGGAUUUGGACAAGCAUCAGGAGAAUACUGGCUGGGUCUGGAGAACAUCCAUGUCCUCACUCAGAGGAAGAGCUAUGAACUGAAGAUAGACAUGGAGGACUUUGAGGGCCACAAGGCCCACGUCUAUUAUUCCAACUUCUCUGUGGGUUCGGAGCAAGACGGCUACAAUCUUAAACUCAGUGGCUUCAGAGAUGGAGGAGCUGGAGCUUCAUUCACUGGCCAUAAUGGUCUGAAGUUUUCUACAUUUGACAAAGACCAGGACACUUAUGCAGGCAACUGUGCUAAGAUCUACCUGGGAGGAUGGUGGUAUGGAGCAUGUCACGGUGUUAACCCUAACGGCGCUUACUUAUGGGGCAGCUCAACCUACGGGAUCGGAAUCAACUGGUAUUCUUGGAAAGGACAUGAAUAUUCUCUGAAAUCAAUCGCAAUGAAGAUACAACCCAAACACUGAUGUUAGAUGUCAGAUUAUCACACUUACCACAUGCACUGCCUUUUUUACUGUGACCAGUGACGAUACUAUGGAAGUUAAAGUUUGUUUUAUUUCUCUCUCUUUUGGGGGAAAAAAAACAUUAUUCUUCGUGGGGGUAAAAUAUCUUUGUGUAUUUCAUUGUGCUAAAUAAGUUCUUCAGCAUCAAUGCAAAAACCUUGUGUGAUGAAUAAAGAUUUUAUACAUGGAGCAGCUUUUGCAAUACUGUGUACAAAGAGGACAAAACAAGGAGCACUUUUAUUAAUUUAUGGAUCUAUUGACAUAAUUAUUAUCCAAAUAAGAGUGUUAUUUCUAACAAAAGUUACACUAGAGAAAAUAGGGUCAGAAAUACAAAAUAAUAAUGACGAGUUUAAUAAUACACGUCAUCAUUUAUGUAGUGUUGAAGAAAAUCAGUUUAAAAAUAAUGACAAUCAAGGCAAUAAUAAUAAUAUUCUCAUAAAUAUGAUCUGUUUUAUUAUCAGGCUCAUUUGGAGGCCAUGUUCAUGUGUCACAAGAAUUUGGCAAUCACCCAAGGACAGGCUGGACCUGCACUUAGUUCGUUACUACCUAAAUAUUCCAAAAACUGCUGAUUUGGCAAUCAAAGUAAUCAAUCAACGUACAAUUGCCAAGAACUGUUUACGCAGCAGCAAAAGUAACCAAUCAGAGUAAGAGGGGGCAAACCCCUCCCUUACAGAUGGUAAAAAAAGGGAAAAGACAUAUGAUAACCACCAUUAGAACAGCUUAGCCUAAGCUAAUCGUGGAAAACACGUGAUUUGUGAGAACAAAAAGAAUAAGGCGGGGAAAAUGAAUGGGGAUUGCCCAUUCCCAGAGGAUAAAUACAAGAUGCUCAGUGAAUGUAAGUCAGUGUCACAGUGUCAUGCUGUGUGCUCACCUUGGUGUUUGAUUGUGGAUCCAGAAUUAAAUGUUUUUUGACCUGAA